AUGAAGGCUGCCAACGUGGCUGCCGUCCUCAGGGGCGACGUGGAGGUGUGCAGGAGGGCGCUGUUGCCGCGCAUGCUGUCCGUGUCACAGGACGCGGCUGUGCUGCGCCGCCCCUUCAAGUCGCCGUGCCCCGGCGCCACCACCAACGCCUCCCCCGAGCUGCUCAGGCGCCUCGCUGCAUGCCGCCGCUUCGUGGCGUGGGGGGGGGGCGUGCACCGCCGACCCCUGCUCGUGGCGCCCGCGGGGGACCAGGGGGAGGGGGAGGACACAGAGGAGGGCGAGGCAGGGAAAGGCGAGGAGGAGGGGCAGGCAGUUGCGGCAGGGGAGGCGGGGUACGAGCCACUGGUGCUGUGGGUGCCGGAGGAGGACCCGUUCCACGCGUGUGAGCAGUCACAGCCCAUCGCCGUCGACCCCAUCCUCGCCAAGUGCCUCCGCGCCCACCAGCGGGAGGGAGUGGCGUUCAUGUUUGAGUGUGUGGCGGGGCUCAAGGACUUCCACCAGCAGGGCGAUGACGACCUCGGCUGCUAUGGCUGCAUCCUCGCCGAUGACAUGGGGCUGGGCAAGACGCUGCAGUCGAUAGCGCUGCUGUGGACGCUGCUGCAGCAGGGCUUCCAGGGCCCCAAGGGGCCGCCGCUCGUGCGGCGAGCGCUCAUAGUCACGCCCACGAGCCUCGUCAGCAACUGGGCAGCGGAGCUCGACAAGUGGCUGGGCGGCCGCGUGCGCUGCGUGGCGCUGUGUGAGGCGAGCCGCGCCGACGCCGUCAAAGGCAUCCAGCAGUUCCUGGCUCCGCGCGGCACACACCAUGUGCUGAUAGUGUCGUACGAGACGUUCCGGCUGCACGCCACGGCAUUCCAGCACGAGGGGGCGUGCGACCUGGUGAUCUGCGAUGAGGCGCACCGCCUCAAGAACGACCGCACGCUCACCACGCAGGCGCUGGCAGGACUGCCUUGCAGGCGCCGAGUGCUGCUCUCCGGCACUCCCAUGCAGAACGAUUUGGAGGAGUUCUACGCCAUGGUGUCGUUCACCAACCCGGGCGUGCUCAGCAACGCCGCCCACUUCCGACGCCACUUUCAGGCGCCCAUCCUGGCGGGGAGGGAGCCGCACGCAUCGGAGGAGGAGAGGGCGCUGGGGGCAGAACGCUCUGCGGAGCUCAGCGACCGCGUCAACCAGUUCAUUCUCCGCCGCACCAACGCGCUCCUCUCCAACCACCUGCCUCCCAAGAUAGUGGAGAUAGUGUGUUGUCGCAUGACGGACCUGCAGCGCCAGCUGUACGAGCGAUUCAUUCACUCCAAGAAUGUGCGCACGGCACUGGAGGAUGGGAAGAAGGCGCGGGCGCUGGCGUCCAUCACGGCGCUCAAGAAGCUCUGCAACCACCCCAAGCUGCUGUACGACUCCAUCCGGGCAGGAGGGGCGGAGGCAGCUGGCUUUGAGGACGCUCUCCCGCUCUUCCCACCCGAAAUGUUCAACGGGAGGAGCGGCACAUGGACGGGGGGCGGCGGCACGUGGGUGCAGCUGUCGGGCAAGAUGGUGGUGCUGGCGCGGCUGCUGGCACACCUGCGCACGCGCACCACGGACCGCAUCGUGCUCGUCUCCAACUACACGCAGACGUUGGACCUAUUUGCGCAGCUGUGCCGGGAGCAUGGGUACCCGUUUGUGCGGCUGGAUGGAGGCACCUCGGUGGGCAAGCGGCAGAAGCUAGUGCAGCAGUUCAACGACCCCCACGCCGACGAGUUUGUGUUUCUGCUGAGCAGCAAGGCGGGGGGGUGUGGGCUGAACCUCAUAGGGGGGAAUCGACUCGUGCUCUUCGACCCUGACUGGAACCCCGCCAACGACAAGCAGGCGGCGGCGCGCGUGUGGAGGGACGGGCAGAAGAAGCGUGUGUUUGUGUACCGCUUCCUGGCAGCGGGGACCAUCGAGGAGAAGGUGUUUCAGAGGCAGAUGGCGAAGGAGGGGCUGCAGCAAGUAGUGGAUAGCGAGAAGCAGAGCGAGGGGCGCGCACAGGUGAACCUGCUGUCAGCGGAGGAGCUGAGGGACCUCUUUGUGCUGCGCUCCUCCACCCUGUCCGACACGCAUGACUCGCUGGCCUGCCAGCGCUGCCCCUCGCGCCCCUCGCUGCAUGCAGCCGGCAGGGGAGGCUGCCACGUGGGGGGACAGCAUAAGGGCGGGCAAGGUGUGGGAAGGGAGGGUGCUGGUGGUGGUGGGAAGGGGGCGAAGAUGGAGAGGCGAGGGGGAGGGUCUCUAGAGGAGCUGGCAGCUGCGGCUGCUGGGGAGGGCGAGGGGGCGGGACAAGGAGAGGGAGGAGGAGUAAGAGGAGGGGAGGAGGAGGGGGAUGGGGACGAGGGGUCAAGUGGAGUGGAGAGUGGGGGCAGGGAGAAGGCAGAGGCAGAGGGGAGCGAUGAGGAGGAUGUGCAGGCGGGGCGGGGGAGCAUCAACGGCGGGAAAGGGGAGGGCGAGAGUGACAUUGGGGGCUUUGCGGAGGUGGCAGGGGUGGCGGGGAAACUGAAGGAGUGGGAGAAGCAGGUGAGCGUGCGUGGGAGUGGCGAGGCUCUGAUGCUGCUCACUCGUGCUGCUCACUCGUGCUGCUCACUCGUGCUGCUGACUCGUGUUGCUCACCCGGCAGCUUUGCAUGUGAGGGUGGAGUGCCGUGAUCCACAUGUGGGUAACCCAUUGGAGGAGCAGCUUGACCAGUGGGCGCAUCACAGCCGUCCAUCCGCAACCAUCCCUGACACAGCAUUGCAGAAGGCAGCCUGUCUCGAUGUAACUCAUCUCACCACAUUGAGUCUCAAGAGCUCUUGUUUCCACAUGCGUUUCCCACUUUCCCAUCUGCGACAACCUUUACUUUCUUCCACAUCCCAUGGCUUUUCCCUUUCUGCUGCUGCUGCACCCUCUUUCCCUUCACCAUGCCACGCUCCUCCCUCACACCCUCCUCAACGCUUACCACGUCCGUUCCCACUACCCCCCGGGCAUGCGCGCAUGCGGCACCAUCCCCAGGUGACGUUUGUCUUCUCCUGCCAGAUUCGCGGCAUGCUCGCCCCCAUCGACUCCGCCCCGCCUUCCUCCACCCGCCCCUCUCAGCGCCCCCUCUCUCGCUUGCCCACUCGCCUGCCGCUCCGCCCUGCUGCUGCGGUGGGUGCUGGGAUGGCAGCAGCAGGAAGAUUGGGGGGAGGGGCACUGGGGGGCCGGGGAAGAUUCGGCAUGAGGGGCCGAGGGUGGGCACGCGCCAAUGCUCGCCUCAUUCCCGCGGCGCAGCUGGCCCAUCACGUGUGUCCCGCGGAAGCGACAACCCAUCGCGCGCGCUGCUCGCGGGGACCAGUCGACGCGGGCGCGGGCGUGCUCGGCGCUGACGCCUCCACUGUUCCUGCUCGGGGCUUCAGCGGUCGGUAUUGGCCUUUCAUUGCGCCGUGCGGACCGGCGGAUCUAAAUGGCGCCUUGUGCGCAGAGCGCGAGAGCACGGCGUUGCGCCAAGCCUGCACCCGCGGUCGGCCCCGCACACGGCGGCCACACUCCCACCGCCUCCGCGUGCAGGCGGUGGCGGUGGAGCGGAGAGCGCCAGCCGCGGGGGCGACUGAUAGCGGGCUGCAUUGGCCGCUGGCGGGAGGGAGGAGCGGAGGAUUGGGAUCGGGUGCAGGACGGAGCGGACGACGGGACGGCGGCGUGAGCAGCGGGCGGAGCGGAAAGCGCAGGGAGCGAUUGCCGUUCCUGUCGCCGCCUCGAGACGACGACGCUAGGGCUGGCGACAAUACCGACCUUCGCAAACAGAUCGUUCAGUCAGCGCCGCGUGCGACAGUGGACGAGUUGGCGUCGGCUUCCCAGAUGGCGCGGCUGUCGGCGCUGGUCUACCACCGCGACCCCACGCCGCACGUGAGCGCCUUGGGAUUGACGCUGCGCGCGUGCCAGCAGACGCCCUUCACGGCCUACAUGGUCGUCGACUCGCCGCCGUGCCCGCGCGAGGGCGGGCGCACGCGCUACGUGAUAGCGCGCGGCGUGGCGGUGGACCGCAGCGAGGUGGACGUGGGGCGGCUGUGGCGGCAGCUGCUGCAGGUGCGCCCGGUGCAUCUGGAGCGCGCGCUGACGCCGCCGGGCGUGGAGCUGCUGGUGCAUGGCGGCGUGCACGCCAUCGCGGAGGACGUGUACCGCGGCGUGCUGCCGCUGCUCGCCGCCGACAUGCGCCGCGAGGGCAUCACCCACCUGCGCUUCGGAGGGCACUCGCUGGGCGGGUCGCUGGCGCUGCUGCUGAUGCUCAUGUUCCACCUGCGUGCGCCCAACACGCGCGCAGACGCCUCCCCCCUCCACCUCUCCGCGCACACCUUCGGUUCCUUCCCUGUCCUCGCGUCGCUCUCCUCCUCGCCCUCCCCCUCCGCCCCGCAAAGCCUCUCCCACCAGUUUGCCCAUGCGCCGAGCAACCUCUCCCGCCUCGUCGCCUCUGCACACGCGCACCCCUCCUCCCCCCUGCUGCACCGUGCUGCCGGCCGCCCUCCCACCGCUCACACCACCGCCUCAUGGCCUCACAUGGCUUCGCCCCAUCUGCAUGCCCCUCCCCCCGGCCUCCUCUCCUUCCCUCAUGCACCGCUGCUCCACCCCUCCUCGCCGUUCAGCAGCAGCAGCAGGGGUGCAGCGCGGUGCAGUGUGCUGGCGAGUCUGGGCCUGCCAAGCGAAGCAGCGAGGGCGUUUGUGUUGGACCGAGACAUCAUCCCGCGCGCCUUCCUGCUCGCCCACCCCCUCUGCUCCGCCUUUGCCCGCACUCCCCUGCUGCGCUCGCUGCUGGGCCUGCACCCCUCCAGCAGCACCCCACCACUCUCCACGGGACUGUCCUGGGAUCCGGUGGCCUUCCAAGCAGUGGGCCUCGUGCACUACAUGCAGGCAACAGGGUCGGAGUCGAUGGUGGCGAGUCUGCCGCCAGCGCUGGCGGAGAAGGCGCUGGCGAUGGGCGUGGGGGAGCUGGUGCGCGACCCACUCAUGCUGGCGCGCUCCAUCCGCGACCACUGCUUCAACCACUACGUGCACUUCCUCGACUCCGCGCUGCAUGCUGCUUGCCAUACGACGCUCGACUGA
This is a messenger RNA of Closterium sp. Naga37s-1, 5052 nucleotides long. The record is from the annotation of a GenBank genome assembly. Lineage: Eukaryota; Viridiplantae; Streptophyta; Zygnematophyceae; Desmidiales; Closteriaceae.